GGGGGCCGGACCGUCGCGCGGCAACGCUGGGAGCCGGCGGAAAUGGGGCUCGUGUCCCGCGGCGCGGCCGCGGCGGGGCUGGGGGCGGCGAGCGCUGUCGUCCGCCCAGGUCCGCCCCACGCGGUCCCCCACUCCAUCCCUGGGGAGCAGACGCGUGCCCAGCAUGGUGCUCAAGGCCUUCUUCCCCACGUGCUGCGCCUCGGCCGACAGCGGCCUGCUGGUGGGACGGUGGGUGCCGGAGCAGAGCAGCGCCGUGGUCCUGGCUGUGGUGCACUUUCCCUUCAUCCCCCUCCAGGUGAAGGAGCUCCUGGCCCAGGUGCAUCAGGCCGGCCGCGUGGGGUUGGCCGUGCUGGGCACCUGGUGCCACCGCCGGCAGGGGGCUGAGGAGAGCCUGGGCCACUUCCUGGAGGGCCUGGGCACCAUCUUCUCCCACGAGCCUUGGCUACAGCUGUGCCGGGAGCCAGGCAGCAAGUUGUGGAGCUGCAAGGCCACCCGCCGGCAGGUACCUCCCCGCCGCGGCGCCCCCUAUGAGGACCAGGUCAUGCUCGUCUUCUACGACCAGCGCAAGGUGCUGCUGUCGCAGCUGCACCCACCCGCAGCCCUGCCCGACCGCCAGGCCGGUGAUGCCGCGCCCAGUGCCGGGGGCUUGGCCGCUGUCUUUGACACGGUGGCGCGCAGUGAGGCGCUCUUCCGAAGCGACCGCUUCGACGACGGCCCUGUGCGCUUGAGCCACUGGCAGUCGGAGGGCGUGGAGGCCAGCAUCCUUGCCGAGCUGGCAAAGCGUGCCUCAGGGCCCGUCUGCGUGCUGCUGGCCUGCCUGUUGUCACUCGUCUCGGCCGCCAGCGCCUGCCGGCUGUUCAAGCUGUGGCCCCUGUCCCUUGUCUGGAGUAAGCUCUCUGUGUGCGAGCAGCUCAGGCACCGGCUGGAGCAGCUCACGCUCAUCUUCAGCACCCAGAAGGCCGAGAACCCCACCCAGCUGAUGAGGAAGGCCAACGUGCUUGUCUCUGUGCUUCUCGAUGUGGCCCUUGGCCUUGCGCUGCUGUCGUGGCUUCGUGGGAAGGACCGCAUUGGGCCACUGGCGGAGGCCCUCGUCCCUGUGGCUGAUCAUGUGGCUGAGGAGCUCCAGCAUCUGCUGCAGUGGCUGAUGGGUGCGCCUGCUGGGCUGAAGAUGAACCGGGCGCUGGACCAGGUGCUGGGCCGCUUCUUCCUCUACCACCUGCACCUGUGGAUCAGCUACAUCCACCUCAUGUCCCCCUUCAUCGAGCGCAUCCUGUGGCACGUGGGCCUCUCAGCCUGCCUGGGCCUGACGGUCGCCCUGUCCAUCCUGUCUGACAUCAUUGCUCUGCUCACCUUCCACAUCUACUGCUUCUACGUCUACGGGGCCAGGCUGUACUGUCUGAAGAUCUGCGGCCUGUCCUCGCUUUGGCGUCUGUUCCGGGGGAAGAAGUGGAAUGUUCUGCGCCAGCGAGUGGACUCCUGCUCCUACGACCUGGACCAGCUGUUCAUUGGGACUUUGCUCUUCACCAUUCUGGUCUUCCUCCUGCCCACCACGGCCCUGUACUACCUGGUGUUCACCCUGCUCCGGCUCCUGGUGGUGGCUGUGCAGGGCCUGAUGCAUCUGCUCGUGGACCUCAUCAACUCCCUGCCGCUGUACUCGCUUGGCCUCCGGCUCUGCCGGCCCUACAGGCUUGCGGGUGGCUGCCCCUGUUUUCAUGCUGACACCAACCGCUAGGUAGGUCACAUGCUCCUGAGGGGAGGCUGGGGGAGGCUGACCUAACUGGUCACAGCAUUGUGAGUUGGCCCAUCCCCGUUGAGGGGUUUUGAACACAUCAGGGAGCAUGGGGCAUUCUUGGUACAGCCCCCAUCCAGCGGCUAUUCCACCGGCCCCUGUGCUGAGCAGCAUGCCCAGGAGGCCCUGCAUGCUGUUUGCAGCUCAGCCCCGACACCAAAGCUCCCAGCAAUUGCUUCCAGCCUCUGGAGGGCCAGAGAACUUGAACCUGCAUGCUCCGUGCACUUUGGACCUAGUCUGCCUUCCUGGUGCCCUUAGAUUCUCUUUCCAGGCCACCUCCCCUGCAGACCCCCAGGUGGCCCAUGCCGGGGACCCCAGCCUGUGUCCAUACUUCAGAGUGCCAGGACCAGGCAGGCUAGGAGCCUGAGACCCAGCAUCUUCCCUCCCCCAGCCCGCAGCUUGUGGUCAGAGCAGAGUUGUUUUAACUUCACAUAAAAGUCCACAGAUACUGCCGCCUCCUCUUGUUUUCACCGAGUUUGCCUUGGGGCCUCUUCAUCAAUUGAUAAUUAGCUCCUGCUUCUCUUUUCAAGAACUUUCUGCCUUGGAAAUUCCCAGGCUGGGGAGCCCAAACCACAGGCCAGGGGCACAGUGGGUUCCCAAGUCACCGCUCAUACAGAAUUUGGAAGACGUUUAGAUGCCAGCAUGGCAGCCACAUCCCACCAAGGACCCUGUCCACUCUGUGGGAGAAGCCACGUCCCAUUUGGAAAGCAGCGCAGCCUGAGGCCCUGAAGCCCAGCUGACCCUGCCCCGCCUCCCAGACAUGCAGCUUCUGUCUUUC
Mirounga angustirostris (Northern elephant seal) is the source of this 2567-nucleotide messenger RNA. It is a transcript of the gene PIGQ, whose product is annotated as phosphatidylinositol glycan anchor biosynthesis class Q. Gene Ontology annotation, cellular component: membrane; endoplasmic reticulum. Gene Ontology annotation, biological process: GPI anchor biosynthetic process. The coding region runs from base 164 to 1732 and encodes 522 amino acids. Lineage: Eukaryota; Metazoa; Chordata; Mammalia; Carnivora; Phocidae. The record is from RefSeq and is a predicted model, not a curated record. The transcript has 10 exons.